AUGUUCCAUCUUGUGCUGUCGCUAUACACGCAGUAUAGCCGGCGGGAACAGUACAAUGUUCUCAUUCUUGGGCUUGACAACGCGGGGAAAACAACAUUUUUGGAACAUAUCAAGCUUCUCUAUCCGGCGAGUCAUGAGAAGGAAAAACAGCAGCUGGCCGAGGAACAAGAUACCGUACGCAUCUUGAAAGGGAAAAGAAUCCUCCCCACGGUAGGGCAGAAUACUACAACUGUGCGGUUUCGCCCAGAUGAAAGUAGCUCGCUUACUGCUUCGGCCCAAUUCCGCAAUAUCAACCUCAAGUUCUGGGACUUGGGUGGCCAGCUCUCUCUUCGCAGUAUGUGGUCACGUUAUUAUCGCUCGUGCCACGGCAUCAUUUUCCUUAUAGACCUGACGGACACUGAGCGCUUCCAGGAGUGCUAUGAAACGCUUAUGAGCAUAGCGCAUGAUUCCUCGUGGGCUGCAGAUGGUUCGGAGAGCGUUAACGUGCCCAUUUUGAUGCUUGCCAAUAAGCAGGACUUGCCGCUGGCGGUGGAUCUCGUGGCGUUGAAAACAGGAGUGUUCAUUGAGGUGGUGAGCCAGCUUGAAGCUACCGAUCUGAAGUUAUUGCCGGUUCUGGUAUUAGAAAACCAAGGCUUGCGCGAGAGUCUCGAGUGGCUUGUCACUCGCUUAGUCUACAACAAGGCCAAUCGUGCUCCCGAGUACAAGUAA
This is a messenger RNA of Clavispora lusitaniae ATCC 42720, 708 nucleotides long. RefSeq names its product Arf family GTPase (gene ARL3). The record is from RefSeq and is a predicted model, not a curated record. Gene Ontology annotation, cellular component: Golgi apparatus. Gene Ontology annotation, biological process: protein localization to Golgi apparatus; Golgi to plasma membrane protein transport; intracellular protein transport. NCBI's taxonomy places the organism in Eukaryota, Fungi, Ascomycota, Pichiomycetes, Serinales, Metschnikowiaceae. Gene Ontology annotation, molecular function: GTPase activity; GTP binding.